Gigantopelta aegis is the source of this 1627-nucleotide messenger RNA. Its product is annotated as ubiquitin-like protein 4A. Lineage: Eukaryota; Metazoa; Mollusca; Gastropoda; Neomphalida; Peltospiridae. Gene Ontology annotation, molecular function: protein binding. The record is from RefSeq and is a predicted model, not a curated record. The transcript is spliced from 4 exons. Gene Ontology annotation, biological process: post-translational protein targeting to endoplasmic reticulum membrane. Bases 69 to 521 code for a protein of 150 amino acids.
GACGUGUUUCCUGUUAAUUAUCAAGAGGCGAAACAGGCAUUGCAAAUUCGUAUUUUUAAAAACGAAACAUGCAUUUGACAGUAAAGGUGUUAAAUGGUGAAGAAUGUUCCAUUGCUGCAUCACCAAGCAGUACAGUGUUAGAUGUCAAACAACAGGUGUCGGCAUUGUUGUCUGUUCCAAUACAGGAUCAAAAGUUACUAUAUUUGGGUAAACCACUUCAAGAUGAACGAGUUCUGAGUGAAUACAGUGUCAAAGAUGGCGGGAAGCUGAUGCUAGUUAUUAAGAAGUCCACGACCACACCCAGUUCCGACAACGCUAAAUCUCCCGAACUAUCAGUGGCUGACUUGGCACCAGUGUGGCAGAAACUGUUGGUGUUUUUAAACAGACACUUCACCUCAAAGGAUGCACAGUUGGUUCUACUAGAGUUUAAAAGGGAUUUUGAAAAGGGUCUAUCCAGCCUGAGUCUUGAUGAUAUUGAGAGACUGGCCCAGUCCAAGAUGCCCGAGUCAGAGGAAAGAUAGCAGUGCAUAAACGACAGAACUGUUAAACUGUGUUUCACUGGAUGCUUUAACAACCAACACAAAUCAUACAACAGCCAUGCUUAUAAAACUUUAAAGUUCAGGCUGUCGCAAAAUCUCCCAACUUUAUCUACAUGUCAUUAGCAUGGGGGAGACUCUAUCAAAGCUUUAAGUUUAGACCUUUUGUGAGUACACUGUGAGAUCUGUAAUACUCUUGGGUUUAGGGUUAGACUUACAAAAGAGAAAUUGAUUAUUGUAAUCUGGCACUCAGUUAAAUUACCCCAUCUCUGUCGAAUUAAAAAACAAAAAAACAAAUCUGGUACAAAAAGUAAAUUUUUUGUUUUAGCACAAAUGCUAAUAACAAACAUGUUAAUAUAAAAUGUACAUAACCAAAAGUGCCAGGUUCAUGUAUGUGUAUGAUACGAAGUUCUGCUGUUGUUUUUGGUUGAAGAGAUGAACUGGGUUUUUUUUUUUUUACUGUUAACACUUAGCUAUUUGAAUUUUUAAGCAAAUCCCAUAAACCACUUUUCUACUUUGUCAGUGUAUAUAUGAAUUUAUAAAUAAUUUCUCACAGUAUUACUCUUAUAAAUAAUCAUAUUAUUAUUAUUCAUAUGUAUAACUCUAUGCUACGUUUUCAGCUGUAUGAAUUUUUUUUUUUGACGGCCACAAUUGUAAAAAAAAAUUAAAUCACCGAUCCCCAUGGCUAGUGGAUUUUAUAAAACUUUUACAAGCCCUGAUAGUGGUGUGGUGCCUUUAGUCAUGAUAUUGCUAUCAGACAGCCAAACAUUCAAAAACAAUUUAUUCUGUCAUAUGCUUGUUUUUUUGUUUACCAAUUUCGAUACAUGGGCCAGAAUAUGGUCAUGACAGGCAUGCAUUGUAACAGCCUGUAUGACCAGUCAGGUUUUUUUUUACAUGUAUUUGUUUUUCGCUGUUGAAAAUUAAACUAAAAAUCAAAAUUGCAUCUUAGUGUUCUUCAUUAUAAAGUACAGAUGGACUUUUAUUAUCUAGUGUGGAAAAUUAUAAUGCAUGUCAAACUAGUAAUGUAUAUUACUAAAUCAAUACAAAAUUUUAAACAUGAUAUAAAAACUGAAAGUAAAAAUUAAGACAUA